AUGAGCGACAUCACUCACCCCACCAUUAAGGAUGGCUGGUUCUCCGAGCAGUCUGACAUGUGGCCCGGCCAGGCCAUGAACCUCAAGGUUAACCAGAUCCUCCACCAUGAGAAGUCCAAGUACCAGGAUGUCCUCGUUUUCGAGAGCAGCGACUACGGCACCGUCCUCGUCCUCGACAAUGUCAUCCAGUGCACUGAGCGCGAUGAGUUCUCCUACCAGGAGAUGAUCACCCACCUCGCCAUGAACUCCCACCCCAACCCCAAGAAGGUCCUUGUCAUCGGUGGUGGUGACGGUGGUGUCCUCCGUGAGGUCGUCAAGCACGAGACCGUCGAGGAGGCCACCCUGUGCGACAUUGACGAGGCUGUCAUCCGUGUCUCCAAGAAGUACCUUCCUGGCAUGAGCAUUGGCUUCCAGCACCCCAACGUCAAGGUCCACGUUGGCGAUGGUUUCCAGUUCCUCAAGGAGCGCCAGAACGAGUUCGAUGUUAUCAUCACUGACAGCUCUGACCCCGAGGGUCCCGCUGAGAGCCUCUUCCAGAAGCCUUACUUCGAGCUUCUGCGCGAUGCGCUCCGUGAGGGAGGUGUCAUCACCACACAAGCCGAGAACCAAUGGCUGCACCUAUCUCUGAUCACCGACCUCAAGAAGUCCUGCAAGGAGGUCUUCCCCGUCGCCGAAUACGCCUACACCACCAUCCCCACCUACCCCUCCGGCCAGAUCGGCUUCAUGGUCUGCUGCAAGGAUGCCACCCGUAACGUCAAGGAGCCCGUUCGCAGCUGGACCCGCGAGGAGGAGGAGAAGCUCUGCCGCUACUACAACCAGGACAUCCACCGCGCCAGCUUCGUUCUCCCCAACUUCGCCCGCAAGGCUCUGGACGCUUAG
Molecule: messenger RNA, 879 nt
Organism: Aspergillus piperis CBS 112811
Lineage: Eukaryota; Fungi; Ascomycota; Eurotiomycetes; Eurotiales; Aspergillaceae
Product: spermidine synthase
Exons: 5
Coding region: 1-879 (292 amino acids)
Biological process (GO): spermidine biosynthetic process
Cellular component (GO): cytosol
Molecular function (GO): spermidine synthase activity
Source: RefSeq, a predicted model, not a curated record